This is a messenger RNA of Onychostoma macrolepis, 1165 nucleotides long. RefSeq names its product glutathione S-transferase omega-1-like. The transcript has 7 exons. Bases 217 to 939 code for a protein of 240 amino acids. Gene Ontology annotation, biological process: glutathione metabolic process. The record is from RefSeq and is a predicted model, not a curated record. NCBI's taxonomy places the organism in Eukaryota, Metazoa, Chordata, Actinopteri, Cypriniformes, Cyprinidae. Gene Ontology annotation, cellular component: cytoplasm. Gene Ontology annotation, molecular function: glutathione dehydrogenase (ascorbate) activity; glutathione transferase activity.
AAGAAGUAGAAGAGCUUUAUUUUGAAAGUAACAUGGGUGUAAGUUAACAGUAUGUAUGUAAGAGGAGGAGUCAUUAUCUUCAGCCACGCCUAUUCUUCUAUAUAAACUCAACUUUCUAACUAUCGUUUACUUCAUUCGGCUCAGCCGGUUCAACAGGCUCACCAUCGAUUGUUUCAUUUCCUCUUUUAACAUCUUCUUUAAGUGAACACUCUUAUAAUGGCUCCAUCUCCAAAAUGCCAAGGAAAAGCAUGUCCUGUCCCCGGAGCAGUGCCGAAUGGUCUUAUUCGUCUCUACAGCAUGAGAUUUUGUCCAUUUGCUCAGAGAGCAAGACUGGUGCUCACCGCCAAGGGAGUUAAACAUGAAAUUAUCAACAUCAACUUGAAGGAUAAGCCUGAUUGGUUUCUGGAGAAGAAUCCUUCAGGGACAGUGCCAGCAUUAGAAACUUCAAGUGGUCAGGUGAUCUACGAGUCACCAAUCACCUGCGAGUACCUGGAUGAGGCCUACCCUGUGAAGAAACUGCUCCCAUCUGACCCGUUUGAGAGGGCACAACAGAGAAUGCUGCUGGAUCAUUAUUCAAAGGUGAUUCCAUACUUCUAUAAGAUCUCUAUGGGCAAGAAAAGAGGAGAGGACGUCUCAGCAGCUGAAGUUGAAUUUACUGAAAAAGUCUCCCAACUAAAUGAGUAUCUGGUGAAAAAGAAGACCAAAUAUUUUGGGGGCGAUUCAAUCACAAUGAUUGACUACUUGAUCUGGCCAUGGUUUGAGAGGGCAGAGAUGAUGGGCGUAAAGCAUUGUUUGGCCAACACUCCUGAGUUAAGGAAGUGGAUUGAAUGCAUGUUCGAGGAUCCAGUGGUCAAAGCCACCAUGUUCAACACAGAGGAUCACAAAGUGUUCUUCAACACCUACAUGGACGGAAAUCCUAAUUAUGAUCAUGGUUUAUAGAGUACAACGGGAUGAUAUCUGUUCAUCUGUGUGUGGAAUUUUUUAUCAUAACUCUUUUCUUAUAGUCUAAGUAUUUUUAUACCGAAUUUAUAACCAAUUGUGCUUUUAAGCCUCAGACCUUAGACUAGAUCCCAGAAGGCCAUGUAAAAAUGGCUACAAUGUCUUUCAUACAUGAAUAUAAAUAAACCAAACAUACAAAAUAUAAACAUAUUUUGGGCAAAUCUUA